Molecule: messenger RNA, 4279 nt
Organism: Tachysurus vachellii
Lineage: Eukaryota; Metazoa; Chordata; Actinopteri; Siluriformes; Bagridae
Product: hepatic leukemia factor-like
Exons: 4
Coding region: 297-1178 (293 amino acids)
Biological process (GO): regulation of transcription by RNA polymerase II
Cellular component (GO): nucleus
Molecular function (GO): DNA-binding transcription factor activity, RNA polymerase II-specific; RNA polymerase II cis-regulatory region sequence-specific DNA binding
Source: RefSeq, a predicted model, not a curated record
CGCCAGAGACGGCGGCGGCGCGCGCACAUGGAAGGCGAACCAGCUCGCGCUCGAGCCGCUCAGAAGCAGCAGAAACGCUAAGCGGGACGGCGGGAGUGCGCGCGCGCGGCUUUAUAACGCACCGCUCGCUGCUGCUCUCCGUUUAUCUAGUUUUAUUCUUUAUCUCUGGAGAGUUCUUUCCUUUCUCGGUUAUUGAUUUAUUGUCUUUUCCUUUUUGCUUUGCACUUUUGAUCAGAUUUCCCUCCCUGUACUCUUCUCGUUACCGGAGGAUUUAACCGUGUUGCUCGUGCGCAGCGAUGGAGAAAAUGUCACGGCCCGUAAACUCCGCUUUCCUGCCUCCGACCCACGGGGUGCUGAAAUCCCUCCUGGAGAACCCAAUGAAGCUGCCAUUCCACCAUGACGAGGGUUUUGCAAAAGAGAAAGAAAAAGAGAAGAAGCUGGAGGAAGAUGGAACUGGAGCAAAUGCACCUCAGUCCGCGUUUCUUGGGCCAACCCUGUGGGACAAAACACUACCGUACGAUGGUGACAACUUCCAGCUGGAGUACAUGGACCUGGAGGAGUUCUUGUCUGAAAAUGGCAUUCCUGCCAACCCACAGAGUGAGCAGAACCAGAUUACCCAGCAGCCCCUACAGCAGAGUCCCACCAUACCCUCACCACCAUCUGUGGUUGACCUGAGCAACCGGGCCAGCACCUCAGUACACGCUGAAAUGGUGACCCAGGGCUGUCUACCAAGUCCUAGCCGAGCAGUCUUGCCAUCGAGCCGCAACACCCCGAGUCCAAUCGACCCCGAGUCCAUCCAGGUUCCGGUGAGUUACGAUCCCGACCCAGCUGAUCUGGCUCUGUCCAGCGUUCCGGGUCAGGAGAUGUUCGACCCACGUAAACGCAAGUUCAGCAUGGAGGAGCUGAAACCUCAACCCAUGAUCAAAAAAGCACGCAAAGUCUUCAUCCCUGAAGACCUGAAGGAUGAUAAGUAUUGGGCGCGGCGUCGGAAGAACAAUAUGGCGGCGAAGCGUUCCCGGGAUGCCCGACGCCUCAAAGAGAACCAGAUCGCCAUCCGAGCCGGUUUCCUGGAGAAAGAGAACGCGGCGCUCAGGCAGGAAGUGGCGGAGCUGCGUAAGGAACUGGGACGCUGCCGGAACAUUGUGGCCAAAUACGAGGCACGGCACGGCACCCUGUGAACCCGCCCCUGACCUCUGACCUCUCCUCAAGCCACACCUCCACCAUCAUAUCACCUACCGCACCACCUUCUCCAAGGACUUCUGUGUGCCACGAUUAGAGCACUCGCCUCCACCCAUCUCUCUCUCUCUCUCUCUCUCUCUCUCUCUCUCUCUCUCAGUGUGUGACAGGUGUUAGCGCUCACUAGCACUUGCUCUGUCACCUUUAUUCUUUUCUUUCCUAUCUGCACUUCUGAUUUUCACUGGAAAGUGGUGCUGAAUGUUUUCUCUUUCGCGCUCUCUCUCUAUCUCACUCUCUCUCUCCAUCCUUGCUUUUAUCGCUUCUCCUCAUGCUAACACACACCAGCGUCGUUUUAUUUUUAUUCUCACCAUCGUGCAUCGUCCUCUCAGAGAGCAAUAACUCCAAUACACAAAAAGAACCAAGAACGCAGUGCUAACCGACUCUUACUUUCUCUCUCUCUGUCUGUCGUCUAGUUCAGUGUAGUGUAGUGUGUGUGUGUGUGUGUGUGUGUGUGUGUGUGCGUGUGUGUGUAAAAUAGAUUUAUAUAUAAACCGUGCGUUCAUACUAACUAGCAACAAAGCAGAUUUCCCGUGGAAGUUUGUGAGAUGCAUUUAUGACGACAAUCAACAAAGUUACGAUUUUAAAUUGUUGAAUAAAAAUUAGCCAGGUAAUUCCACUUCCUGUCUGUGUUCGGUUGCUAUGGCGCUUAUUUUCAGGUUGUUUGUUGCACUAUUUAUUAGAAAUAGCUUAGCUAACCAUUAGCCAGGCUAGCUUAUUGUUCAUUGUUUAAUAGCAUAGAGAUUUAAACCCUUACAGCAAAAAAUCAGAAUGAUGCUACAGCUGCUCUAAUGCUAGCAAGAUAUAGUGCUGCUAGCUAGCUAGUGGUUUCUAUUUUCAUAGCAAAAUACUGUUUUCAGCAUGCUAGUCAGUUUAGCUGGUAAAUACUCAGCUGUUCUUUAACUCCACGUUCAAUAAAAACCCCUUAUAGUUUAUUUCCUGUAGUGUUUUUGUGGUUCUGCUAACUUUGGGAAACACUUAUUGUAGAUAAAAUAUUUUGAAAGAUAUUUUAAAAGUUAGAAACAGUGUAUCCAGAGCAGGUCAGGUGCAAACCUAGCUAGCUUUAGCUUUAAUUUAGCUUUACUUUAGCUGUAAUGUUGCAAAAUAAAAGCAGCAUGUUUACAUAGAAGGUUCCCCUCAGAGCACACGGCUAACAAAUGCACAUGUGAACUCAUGCUAGCACACCUGUCAUCCUCCUCAUCUCUCUCUCUCUCUCUCUCUCUCUCUUUCUCUCACAAGCUGCACUAAAGCGUCUUUCACAAUCCGAUCUCUGGGUGCGAGUCUACUUUCUGUACCAGGAAUCUGAUCUAUUUAUGGACUGGUUGUUUUUUUACUUUGCACUUAUUAAUGUUUGAUGUUAUUAUAUUAAUCUUCUUCUCCGUAUAAUGAUCUUUAUCUGCUUUUCUUUAGAUACAUGAAGGCAAAGUUACGCCGUUCUCCAGACUGUAAAACGAUGUCAUAUUAGCGACCUAUAUUAUAUACUUCCAGUCUAACAGAAUCAGACGCAUUAGUGAGUGUGUGACGCUAGAUCGUUCUGCAUCAGCACAUGACUGGGUCUUUUUACACCUGGUCACUUCAUGUGUUUUCUGUGAUCAGAUAUCUACCCGAUGGUAAAAAGACCAGGUCUAAAUGCCCUCCGAAACGUUUUGGAGACGGAUAUAAAUCCGACAGUACAAACCACUUCAGGAGGUGGUCUGGGACGCAUUUCAGAUGAAACUGGACUGGUGUAAAUGAAUGUGGUUGUUCAAGCCACAUACGUCAGCGCUAUACUUCUCCCAAAUGGAAGUACGUCACUCGCAGGUGACUCACGAGUCGUGUAUCGCGUCAGAAACAAAUAACACGGACGACACGCAGGCACUUAUUGCUCUUUGAAGCGAUGAAAGCGUCCAACAAAAGCUUUGUAAAACAUAUAGAAACAAAAGUAUAUUUAAGUAUUUACACCAAAGUGUGUUCCAUUUCAAUUACCCCGGAAAUGAGGUAAAAUAUAUUAGCAUUUUGGGCGGGAGUAGAAAGUUCGGAUCGAUAUCCGAUUCGCCGAGACGUAUUUAUGUGGCCUAAUGUAAAUGGAACAGUUUUAACAAAUCAGACAGCUAUCGGAUCAGAGAAAACACAUGAAGUGACCAGGUGUAAAAAGGCCCUAUGAAGGAGAAAUAAAACUGAAAGGUGUUUUUGAUCAUUUGAAAGUUGUUUUCCUUUUCCAUAUGAAAUAAACUAGCUGGCUAACUAGCGUGAGGAAGAAGGACACUGCUAGCCAAACAAUCCUGCUGUAAAUUGAUAGCUAACUGCAUGCUAACAGAGCAGGAGUCAGAUAUAUGCUAAUGCUGAUGCUAAGACUAAAGCUGGAGCGAUGUACAGUCUGGAGAACGUGUUUGUUUUCUUUCUUCGCUCCUCUGCACUUCUUCCCUCGGUUGCUCUUUUCUUUCCUGUUUCCUGUCGAGUUUUUUCUGUUUCCUGUACAGAUGUGUGACGUCUUCUCUCCUAGCUUUACCUCGGUUCUCUCUCGUCUCUCAGAUGGCUGUGUUGAAUGUAUGCCGAGUUUUUCUCUUUAUUUAGUUUUUCUUGUUUUUUUUUUUUUUAGAGAUCGCUAGAUGACGUUGUCUGUGAUUAGCAUGGCUAACGCAAUCAGUUUGUUUACUACAGACCAAAACGUGUGGGACAAACACACACACACACACACACACACACACACACACAAACAAACACUAAUAACAGAGCUAUAUUGGUUAAAACAGAGAUGUUAAUGUUUAUACAGAAUAUUCUAGAGUUCUAUGUUUGUCUUUUUGUACAGUAUUUUUCUUAUUCCGGAGUAAAAGGCACAACAGGUUCAGAGUCAUACGUAAACCUCGACAUAAAACAUAAUCUAUUUACACAAAUAUAUAGAAAUAAAGCUCUAUAUCUGUUCCUCAGAGGUAAGCUAGCGUUGCGUUUUGUGAGCGAAUCAGGGGACGAUAUUAAAACUCUUCAAAACGCAAAGUCGGAUUUUGCCUUUUUUUUUUUGUAAAGUGUGAAAAGAAAUGUGAUUAUAAAUAAAAGAACUGAUUUAUUA